GGGAGGGGCUCUUCUGGGAGGCAGCCAUGUGGUGAACAUUGAGCGCAGUGUUUUCCCCCGCUUCUCUCCUUUCCUUUUCAGACGUGCAAAAUCACUCCGUGCUGCUGUCGAUGUGAACUCCUUGCUGCUCUGUCUCUUCUCUUCCAGACUCCAGGCCCUGAAUUAACAGCCACAGAUCUGUGAGCUCUGGCUGAAUCUGGACGGAAUAUGGACAAGGAGAUGAAUAUCAGAAGGGAAGAAAGAGUGAAGUUGGUUAUUUCUCUGGCACAUGGAUGCAAUUACUCUCAGCGCAUUCCAGAGGCGUUCUUUUGAAUCCCGUGCAGGUCUGCCUGCUGUUCAUGGGAGAGAGAAGGAAGAAGGGAGGAAAAGUCCCUUUCUUACUCGGAGACGGAAUGUCUGCACUUUCCAUCUUCUUUUUAGCUUCCUGUUCUGUCUGGCUGGCUGAGGCUCAGACUGAAUUUAAAAGAGUGGCCGAAGAAAACGUGACUUUGCCUUGUCACCAUCGCCUGGGCCUCCUGGAACAAGGCAGCCUGGACAUUGAGUGGCUGCUGCACACAUCUGAAUCAGUGCAGAAAGCGGUGAUCACCUACUCUGGAGGCCACGUUUAUGAUGACCUGAAUGAAGAACAGAAGGGCCGUGUUUCAUUCACCUCCAACUUCCGUGCUGGAGAUGCAUCCCUGCAGAUCAUCUCCCUGCAGUCCAGUGAUGCAGGGAAGUACAUAUGUAAGGUGAAGAAUGCUGGGCAGUACGAAUGGGCUCACAUCACCCUGAAUGUUGUAGAGAAACCUUCCAAGCCCAAGUGCUGGCUAGAAGGAGAGCUGUCAGAAGGGAAAGACCUGUUCCUGCAGUGCCGUUCUUCCUCUGGCACUGCACCCAUCUCCUACCGGUGGCAGCGUAUAAAUGAGGAAGAUGAGAAAGCUGAACAUCUCCCACCUACAUCAAGAGUCAACAUUUCUAAUCCAGGUCAAGUCUUACUGAAGAACCUCACUCAGAUGAGUACAGGGUUGUACCAAUGUAUGGCCACCAAUGAGGCCGGACAACAGAGCUGUGUUGUUCGGGUAACAGUGCAGCAUGCCCAAAAUAUUGGCAUGAUUGCUGGAGCGGUUUGUGGUGUCGUGGUGGGACUUUGCCUCCUGAUCCUGGUGGUGAGGCUGACAAUAAGGAGGAAAGAAAAGAAGAGGUAUGAGGAAGAGGAGGCCCCAAAUGAAAUCAGAGAAGAUGCAGAGGCACCCAAAGCUCAUCUUGUCAAGCCCAGCUCCUCAUCCUCUGGUUCCAGAAGCUCACGCUCGGGUUCCUCCUCAACCAGGUCAACAGCCAACAGUGCCUCUCGCAGCCAGCGGACUUUGUCAACUGAAGCUACACCCCAUCUGACUCCUCCACAGUACAGCCAGAGGGAGGUGGGAGGGAAGGAAACAGAGCCAAAGAAAGUCGACUAUGCCAACCUGAUGAAAAUGGGAGCCACGUUGGUCAUGGUGCCUGCCCAGAGCCGAGCGUUCCAGACCGUGUGAGUGCUCUGACUCCAUCCAAAAACACACCAUGUACCACCAGCCACAUAGGAAUUGUUAGAUUAGCUAGUUACCUCCCUGGUCAGCUUAAUUUUAGUCACCUGUGACAAUCUGCACCACAAGAAGCCCUCCCACUCAACUCUUUCAUAGCACUUGAGGUUCAGAGAUGGAUUAUUUUUUGUUCUCCUGUUGUUAAAAGAAAGAUAAAAUUGAGGGGGAAAGGGAGCCUUCUUUUUCAAGUACCUUUCUAGAAAGCAGAACACUGAGCAUCUUAAAACUACAGCUGAAAACAAGGUCAGCUAAGCGCUGUAUGAAUGAAAUGAAGCCAAACCUCAGGACUUUUUAAAAGGGAUCAACAGAGAUGGAAAGAUAUCUGGUAUUCCAAGUGAGGUUUAGGGGGAAGGGUCUUUUGUACUGUUACUGGAGAAGCUUCCAGAUGAAUGCAUGGUCUUACCUGGAGAUUUCAAGGCAGUUCAUCUGCUGAAGAUACUCUGGUGGUCAACCUUGAAGGGAACUGACACAUGCUUGCCUAUUUUCUGUAUGCAGCCUUCGAGGGAAAUACUUCUGGGGGCUGCAAUUAAAACAGAUAGGAAAGGUCAAGAGAUCCAGUAGUACAGAGCCUACAAGUCAAGGAAGAUACUUCAGCCUCCAUGCCAAGGAAGCAGAGAUACUUCAAUUGCUAGGAUAAGACUAAUGAUGCAUCCAGGGAAAUGCAGCCCAGCUGCUUGUAUGGACAGCACUGAAAAGCUGCAGUAACUUCACCAGAGUUGUAUCUGUGUCACGCGAGCCUUAGUGAGAUGAGAACUGAAGCCAAAAUGAAGGCAUGCCUCAAAAACUGAGGGCUGCUAACCAACCAAAAAGCCCAGAGGAUGGAUUUGGAAGAUGUAUUUGCUACAGCCAGGUUGUGAAUUCACCAGUUUUGGGGUGAACCAUAUAGAAACCUCAGAGAGCUCUUCAUAAACUGAAUAAACAGCAUUCCUGGGCUGACCUUCACACAUCCAGGUAAGAUGGAGUAAAUGGGAAAUAGGGACAGGAUUCCUGUAGGGGCAGAUGGUCCCAGAACUGUCUGUCAUUUAUACUUUCCUCUGAAGGACUUGACUCUGACCACUGCUACACAGAAGACACUGAGCUUGUAGAUUCUAAAUCCUUUUCUGAGACCCCAUCAUCCCAUUUAUUUGAGAUCUUAGAAGGUCUGACUGAAACGAGGCCACGUUUGGGCCACUUCCCUAUAAGAAAUAGGUUUCAAAUUAGCCCUAUACCACCUGAGAACUUCUCUUCCUAAAGCAAUCACCAUCUUCAUCACAUGUACUGUUUGCUUUCUGUACUGCAGUCAGCACAAACCACCCCCAGAAGGCCAAAAUACUGUUUGUUGUGAGGGGGUGGGGGGCAUUGAGCCACCAGCUGAUAGAAGGGAAUCAUCAGCUGUUUGAUAAGCUUUUGCUUUCACCAGUAUUAGAUUUUGCCUAGGCACCAUUUCAGAGCCAUAUUCCUAGGUCAGCUGUGCUCUGGUUGGAGGUAGCAGCUGCUCAGUGUCUGACUCCUCUUUUUGUAGGCCCUGAAGGCAUAGGUGCUGCUCCUGAGUCCUUCCAAAGCAUUCCAGGUCUAAGACUUGUGAAGGUUUGUGGUUUUUAAGUUUGCUGACUGUGAUGUCACCUGUGAUGCAGAUUACCUGCAACACCUAUUCUAUGAAGAGUAAAGCAGGAGUGAGUUUCUCAGCAAAGCAAACACCCCAAGCAACCUCAUUAAUACAAAAUGAGGAUAACAGUCCAAACAGUCCAGCUAGUUACAGCCUAAGUACCUAAUACUGGAGGCUGGUUUGAGUCACAGGCCAGGCUUGCAAUUAGCAAAGGGUGCUGUGCUCCAUUGCAGCCUGGGGGCUGCUUGGUGCCAGCAAGCAGAAUUCCCCCCAUCCUAUGCCCAACAGCCUCUUCCCUGGAGAAAAGAGUUCAUUUAAAAGGUAUCUCAUUUCCAAAGGGAUGUUUUCUGGGCUCCAGAAAACCAGGAGUUGGACAAGGGAAACAAAUGAACCAUAAGCCAAACUUGAUUGUGUAAAAUAGCGUGUUUAAAGCAUUUACUGUCAUAUACCAGUUAUUACUAGUGUGAUUAAAUGCAUACAAUGUUAUGUAGCUUUCUUAUGUCUAAGCAGCUAAACUGAGCUUACAUCUCUUCUACCUGCUAUAAUUGGUGUACCUGUACUGUGUCUGAACAACUCAGAGGAAAGCAAAUAUUUAUUAUUGAUUCCUUUGAAUCAAUGAUUUCAUAUUAUUAUUUUUUGGUUGUUUUGUAAAUAAACGAGCUGCAGCUGAAGUGCUACAGCUCAACUAAACCCGUA
This is a messenger RNA of Coturnix japonica (Japanese quail), 3837 nucleotides long. It is a transcript of the gene CLMP, whose product is annotated as CXADR like cell adhesion molecule. The record is from RefSeq and is a predicted model, not a curated record. Lineage: Eukaryota; Metazoa; Chordata; Aves; Galliformes; Phasianidae. Gene Ontology annotation, cellular component: cytoplasmic microtubule; cell surface; membrane.